This is a messenger RNA of Colossoma macropomum (tambaqui), 2945 nucleotides long. Its product is annotated as protein asteroid homolog 1-like. The record is from RefSeq and is a predicted model, not a curated record. The coding region runs from base 79 to 2157 and encodes 692 amino acids. NCBI's taxonomy places the organism in Eukaryota, Metazoa, Chordata, Actinopteri, Characiformes, Serrasalmidae. The transcript has 5 exons.
GGACCGCAGGCGGCGCGAGCUCCCGGCAGCGCGAGCGCUUAUUAUUUUCUGCAUGAACAGUGUGAAAAACUGGGCAUCAUGGCAGUCAAUGAGCUGAAGAGCUACACUGAGAGUAAAAAGUGUAUCUUGAAGAAGCACCACUUCAGAGACAGCAAGCUCGUGAUUGAUGGAUGCAAUUUAUACCACACUGUUUACUUCGCCUCUCACUUGGAUCAAGAACACGGCGGAGAAUAUGAAGGUUUUGAGAAAGCGGUGAGCUGUUUCUUUAGGAACCUCAGAGAAUGCGCCAUUAAGCCUUACGUUGUGCUCAGUGGAGAGGAUGAGAUCAGUGACAAAACGUUUGGCGCCCUGAAGAAACGAGCUGACAUCAGAAUCAAAAAGGCUCAUUCCUUGUCCAGAGGGUGUCCCCGAAACGUCCUACCAAUCCUCAUCAAAACUGUGUUCAUUCAGCUCCUCAGGAAGCUCAAGGUGCCAUUUAUUCAGUGUGUUGCCAAGGCUGACUGGGAGGCCGCAGCUUUGGCCAACGAGUGGAACUGCCCGGUUCUGUCCAACAACACUGACUUCUACAUAUAUGACAUCAAGGGAGGGUUUUUACCCCUUUAUUGUUUCCAGUGGAGGAACGUGAUGCUGACUAAGAGGUCUGACAAAAAAUUCAUUCCCGCCAAACUGUUUUCAGUUGAAAAACUUUGUGGCACUUUCAGCUGCAUGAACAAACAACUUCUCCCUAUUUUGGCCACCAUCUUGGGCAUCAACAACACUGACCUGGACAGAGGAAUGUUUCCAAAUUGGGCGGAGUUCUCAGUUAGUGCUGAAGAGAUCAGGUAUGUUGAUGGCUUGCUCAAGUGGCUGUCCGGCUUUGAGGGCCCAGUAGAGGCCAUUUGUGCCCUCAUGGGCUGCCUCACAAACUCAGAUGAUUCGGCUACUGUCAUCAAAGCUCUCACUGAAGGACUUCAGGUCUACAGCCUCGCUCCAAGCUCCAUAGCUAAGUUCUUCAUAAGCGAGAAACCACAGAGCAGGCUUCCAGGUCCUUUACAGAGCCUGCCGGAAUGGACCCUCGAGCCUUUGGCCAAGGGCAAGCUCAACUCCAUGAUCACUGAUGUCCUAGCAAUGCAGAAGAUCAUUCUAAACAUUUCUGUUGAGAAUUUUCAGCUCUGCAGCAGCAAUCUGACCUCCCAGCCCAUACGACAGGUCAUUUAUGGCUUACUGCUGUGCACCAGGCAGAAAAAUGGCAGUGGGGACGACUCACCUGAAGCAGAGGUAGAGGAGUAUGACCGGGAGGGGCUAAAGCUAACCAGCUCCAGGGUUGCAGCAGUCCUUCCAAGCCUGACCAUUCCAGACCUUCACCUGGACACACUGUGGGAGACAUCCUGGCAUUUGCGGCUCCGGAUUUUCUUGGACACUUUGGGCGUUUUGCAAGUACCUGAGCGGCUCCUCGUCCUUCCCAGCCUGCAGCUGGCUGUGUACGUCACAUGCUACUGGCUGAAGCACGCCCAGCCUGAGCCCAAACCAGAAUUCUUCUGGGCCUUGCUGGUCGGCCUGGUGUACGGAGAGCUGUCCAGAGAUCCACUUACAGAGAAAGAGCUGCCAAAAAGGCUGAGGAACCUGAAAAGCCGUAAAGAGGAGACUCCUCUGGACCUGGAGGCAGCUCACGCUUACAGUCAGUGGCAGGGCAGUCUGAGGGACAGUAUCUGCCUCAACCAGCUGCUGAACAAUCCAGUGCCUGAACCAGAAUACGCACGGUUGUACAGUGGGGUGCUGGUACACGGCGUAACCCGGGAGCUGAAGAGGGGCAUCACUACAGAAUCCCUGCUGGCCAGAGCCCCUUGCGCUCGGCAGCUCUACCAGCAACUGAGGGAAGCCGUGGAGCUCGAGCUGGACGAUGACAUGAAGACGAGGCUCAGAGCGGGCAGAGAGAGGCCAAGCGACAGUCCAGCGGGCAAGAAGUGUGCAGACGACCUGAGCACCAUGUUUGAGCAUCUGAUGGACAAAGAAGAGGAGGAUGAUGAAGAUCCACGUGGGAGAAGGAAGAAGAGCGAGGGCAGUAAACAUGAGGACGAGAUGUACGAACAGACCUGCAGCAUUCGCACCAGACACAGGAGCAGGUCUCACAAAACAAACCCCAGAUCCAAGAAAUACGAGAACUCCUGCUGGGAAUGAAAUCUGGAGGCCAGCCAGGAGGAGUCACCUGUCCCAAACUGACUGACUGACCAAUGAGAAACCAGUUUGCUUUUGUUGUGCACUACUCACUUCAACAUAUGAAAUAUUUCUAUCGCUACAGCUCUGAUGUUAAUCAAUCAUGUGUUUUUAAUUCAUAUAUUCGACUAAAUUGCACUUUAAGGAUGUACAUUAAGCUAAAUCAUGUAUAAAUCUAUAAAUAUUUACAUUUUUAUAAGUGUUAUUAUUAGUAAAUUAUUUGAUGAUUCUCUCAAUGUAGUAUUACUUAUGGUGUCAGUGUUUUACCAAGAGUUAUUACUGUUUUCAUGAUCACUAUGCAAUAAAGUCUGUGGCAUUUAUGAGACAAACUAUCAUAGCGAUGCAACUUACUGUUGUUUUCAAAUGUCUCAAAUUUUAAAACAAAUAAUUGGUUCUGUUUGACCCUGUGGAUAUAUGAACUCAUCUUAGUAUUUGUUUAAUUAAAAAAUAAAAAAAUAAAAUAAAUUGUGCAAUUUUGUCUAAACCAAAUAGCUUCUGAAGAUCUGCAGGCUGGGCUGUGCUCUGCCGUGUGUUUGGACAUUUAUAAAGAUCCAUAACUGUUUACCAGUGACCACAACUACUGGACUACUAGAGCUCGGCCUUCGGUUCAAGUCGUAAAUGUCAACACUCACCUCUAAAACAAUGCUAUUCACAAUACAUAUGUUUGAAUGUUCUAGAUUAAACACAGACAUUUGAAGUUUGUAAAAGACAUUUAAUAUAUUUUAUCAGAACUUUGUAACAGAUAUCAUAUA